GUGUUUAACUCUAUUAUGUGGUCUAUUUGUCCCUCAGGGUCAGGGUACCCGUAUGUUCUCCCAGCUCCAGACAAGGACUUUGUCUCCGUCUGCACGGUGCGCUGUCAGAAGUUCCUGAUCUCGCGGGUCGGGGAGGACUGGAUCUUCCUCAUCCUGCUGGGACUCCUCAUGGCCCUGGUCAGCUGGGUGGUGGACUUCUGCAUCGCCAUCUGUCUACAAGCACAGAAGUGGAUGUACGGCGGUCUGGACAGUAACGUGUUCCUGCAGUAUCUGGCCUGGGUCACGUACCCCGUGGUCCUCAUCACCUUCUCUGCCGGCUUCACUCAGAUCCUCGCCCCCCAAGCUGUCGGGUCCGGCAUUCCAGAGAUGAAGACCAUCCUGAGAGGAGUCGUGCUGAAGGAAUACCUGACCUUCAAAACCUUCGUGGCCAAGGUCAUCGGCCUCACCUGCGCUCUGGGCAGCGGCAUGCCGCUGGGCAAAGAGGGUCCGUUCGUGCACAUCGCCAGUCUGUGCGCCGCUCUGCUCAGCAAGUUCAUGUCUCUGUUCGGAGGGAUUUACGAGGAGCCCAGUCUCGCCGGUAUCAAGAACGAGUCGAGGAACAUCGAGAUGCUGGCGGCGGCCUGCGCCGUGGGCGUGGGCUGCUGCUUCGCCGCCCCCAUCGGAGGAGUGUUGUUCAGUAUUGAAGUAACGUCCACGUUUUUCGCGGUGAGGAACUACUGGAGAGGUUUCUUUGCUGCUACCUUCAGUGCCUUCAUCUUCAGAGUUCUGGCCGUGUGGAACAGGGACGAAGAGACCAUCACGGCCCUUUUUAAAACACGGUUCCGGCUCGACUUCCCCUUUGACCUCCAGGAGCUUCCCGCCUUCGCCGUCAUCGGCAUUGCCAGUGGUUUCGGGGGGGCUUUGUUUGUCUACCUGAACCGGCUGAUUGUCCAGUUCAUCAGGAAACAGAAGGCCAUCAACAGAUUCCUCAUGAAAAAGCGUCUGCUGUACCCGGCGCUCGUCACGCUGCUGAUUUCCACACUAACGUUCCCACCCGGCUUCGGACAGUUCAUGGCAGGCAAGUUGACCCAGAAGGAGUCUCUGGUCACUCUGCUGGACAACCGGACGUGGGCCAAGCAGGGCAUCGCCGAGGACUUCGACUACAUCGGACACUCGCAGGCCUGGACGCACCCGCAGGUCAACGUCUUCGUCACCCUGGUCCUCUUCAUCGUCAUGAAG
Messenger RNA from Gasterosteus aculeatus aculeatus (three-spined stickleback), 1218 nucleotides. NCBI's taxonomy places the organism in Eukaryota, Metazoa, Chordata, Actinopteri, Perciformes, Gasterosteidae. The record is from RefSeq and is a predicted model, not a curated record.